This is a messenger RNA of Symbiodinium sp. CCMP2592, 1464 nucleotides long. The record is from the annotation of a GenBank genome assembly. Lineage: Eukaryota; Dinophyceae; Suessiales; Symbiodiniaceae.
AUGACUAGACGUGCGCGGGAAGAUGGCCUUCAUGCUCUGGAGCUACCCUCCUGCUCCUUCAAAGAAUGGCUCAAGGACGUCGACGAGCACUGCUUUGAGAGCGAUGUAGCCUUCCAAAAAUAUCUCAUUCACCGUCGUGUUCUCGACGAAAACGGUGCGAAUGUUUCCUUGUCACUGAGGGCAAUCGGCAUCUUCUUGAAGUACGGGGCUGCUCUACAGAUAAAGAGAUGCACUAAAUGUGGUAAGCCCGCUCGCUUCGAGCAGCGAACCUCGAGGGGAUGGACGACUUUUGGAUGGACAUGCAGUGCUGUUGGGCACAAGCACAUGGAACUACAACUCAACCAGUACGGCUUCCUCACUGAAAUACCGGUGAAUAGCUGGUUCCCGUUUCUCCAUCUCAUCAACAUGUUGCGUCUUUCUAUGAACUGGUCCACCAUCAUCCAGGAGUUGCAGGCGGGCUAUGGCAACAUCGCCAAAAAGACGAUUGCGAAAUGGCGUGACGUCUUCCAGAGGGCUAUCGGUGCUGCUCUGGACAAAAUGGACUGCAGGGUCGUCGGUGGCAAGAAGGAGACGGUCGUCAUGGACGAAGCCAUCGUCGGAGUCCAUCCUGAAGAUGGUUGGUCAGUUGGUUCGAGGGGGAUCAACAAAGCUGGUGCAGAGCAGACUAGGACAACGGCGCGCCUGGAACGGAAAAAACUGGUUUCCAAGGGUGCCAUGAAAAGGCUGCCAGCUCGAACACUUCAUGGGUCAGAGAAGGCUUCACGCACCGGGCCACAGCUCCUGAAGAAGCCGGCUUCAACACACAUGAAGCGGCCAUGUGGUGUGAUGAAAACGAUCCUGAAGAAGCCUGCUGCCGUUCGACCACCAGCCAAACGACUCAAGAAGACUGCCGCAAACCUCAAGACAAACGGUGCCUGGCUAUGGCUUGCUGUCGCUGUGGGCAAGAACAAGGAGAUCUACACCCAUGACAACGGCAAGAAACGCAUCACUUAUCGUCUUCUGCCUUCUCGCAAGAAAGCCAUAAAGAACAAACCUCGCGGCUUUGAAGAAAUCCAAAACACGGUUGAAAAGCACGUCGCGAAAGGCUCGUACUUGGUGUUUGACGGUUGGACUGCUACCAAAAAGGCUGUGGAAGCACUAGGCUAUGAUUACGCACCUCCUGUGAAACAUGAAAAGUGUUUUCGUGAUCCUGCUACGGGGUUCCACACGAAUGAUGCAGAGUCUGAAAACGGCAGGCUCAAAAAGUGGUCAAGGCGCCGCUAUGGAAAGCUUUCUUUGGACAUACUCGAAAUGGAUGAGUAUGUCUUUUAUGUCACUGACUGGCACGAGCCAACGGGGUCAUUUGCAGGAACGACCUGCUUGAAAUCUAGUAGGGGCACGUCGAAGCUUGAAAUCAGAUGGGGAAAGCGCUGUGCCUACAUUGGCUUGGUUGUCUACGAGCAUCUGGGUAUGGGGCAUGACUAG